This is a messenger RNA of Paramuricea clavata, 2577 nucleotides long. NCBI's taxonomy places the organism in Eukaryota, Metazoa, Cnidaria, Anthozoa, Malacalcyonacea, Plexauridae. The record is from the annotation of a GenBank genome assembly.
AUGCGUGGUAAAUUAUUCUUCCUAGAAGCAAAUCCCACCGACUUAACUUCUAGUUUGGUACCUUAUGAACCAACGACAUCAGUAUUGAAUCUAAGUGACACCGUGACAAUGUCACCUACCACAUUAGCUCAAGUAACAGCAGAACCAAGUAUGUUUAUAAAUAACUUCUUUGCUUUUAUAUCAUUGUAAUAUGUAGUUUUGUUAUUUUCACUCCUACUUUUUUUCGCAGUAGAUCAUAGGUUACCGCCUAAGUGGUUAAGCACGUUAGAUACAUUAUGAGAGACCGUGUUAUAUAUAUAGCUUGUGAUUCGUCUCGAAAACAUGAUAUCUGGCAAUGGAACGAACGUAAAUGUUAUUAAUAUCAUCAGGAUUUUGUAUCAGUUAUAGAAAAUCCUUGAUGGUUUCCUUUAAGUUUUCUUUCAAAAUUUCAUGUAUUGUUAGACACUUUUGAGUUCCAAAAAAUUUUUGGAUUCUUCGUUUCCGUCUAUAAGUUCUUGGUUUGAAUAAAAUACUAUCAGACAAUCGUAUAUCUUCAGUAGAAUUGGCUCGAAAGUUUAACUGUAUUGUUUAAUGUUUUAGAAUCAACCGCCAGCAUCAGUUCAGAUAAGGAGUGUACUUGCUCGAACAAAGUAUUUAUUGCUUUAUUCUCCAUCUCUUUUGUUUUCAAUGCUCUUCUUGGAAUUAUUGUAGGAUUUCAGAGGAAGAAAAUGCAGAGGUUAGUAAAUGGGUUUUAGUGUCCACUUUCUUGUACCCAGUCCAUCCAUUUUAUCUUCUUUCUCGUCAUCUUUUAUCUUUGUUUUCGUUUCGGCCAUUUGUCUUUUCUGUCAAUUUUAAACAUAAAGUUAAAAAUGCACAAUCAACUUUGAUAAACGUGUGUUAACAGACAUCCUUCGUGGAAAUCAGCCACAUUUGACGUAGUUAGCGUGUUAAAAUAGAAUUUUUUAUCGAUCUAUCUAUGUAUCUAAUAUCUCUAACCAGCACUUCUUCAUCUCUUCUUAUUACGUGUCCAUACCAUCUCAACCUUGCUUCCGUCACCUUCUCUACAAUGUCUACCACACCACAUCUUCUUCUGAUCUCUUCAUUCCAUAAUGUCUCUGACCAGCACUUCUUCAUCUCUUCUUAUUACGUGCCCAUACCAUCUCAACCUUGUUUACCUCACUUUCCCUACAAUGUCUACCACCCCACAUCUUCUUCUGACCUCUUAAUUUCAUAAUGUCUCUGACCAGCUCUCCUUCAUCUCUUCUUAUUACAUGUCCAUAUCAUCUCAACCUUGCUUCCCUGUCCUUCUCUGUAAUGUCUACCACCCCACAUCUUCUGACCUCUUCAUUCCAUAAUGUCUCUGAUCAGCUCUCCUUCAUAUUUUUUUAUUACAUGUCCAUACCAUCUCAACCUUGCUUUCUUGUCAUGUACUGUUGUACCAAUAGUGUACUGUAACAUAUACUAUAUAUAAUUCAAAAAGUUCGGUAAUAAUGUAGGUGUUAACAUUUUCCUUCUUUUCAGAAAUCAAGGCAAAAAUUUGCAAAAGGAAGGUAACGUGAUUGAAAAUUGUGAAAAAAGAGAAAUGUACAAAAUGUGAUGAAAGUAAUUUUAGGUCCAACUAGUAAAAUGUUAAAAUAGUUACCAAAGGCUGCAGGUUGUCGUUUGUAAAACGAAUAUUAAUCAACAGAACUUUGCUAAUACCCUUGAAAUAAUAAUCCCAAUACUUCCCUGCAAGUUGAGUAGUGUCCCCUUAAGACAGCGAUGUGAAUAGGGGUUAUAAUCGUCUUUAAAACGUUUCAAGAUGUGACUAACAUUAUAUAAACUGAGUCUGGUAGCACUUCAUACCCUAAUUACACAUAAUAUUUAUUCAUCAUAGACGAAUAGAGCAUAUUUUCCACAACAGCUGUGAUCAUAUAAAAUACAACUUUCACUUGAUGAUAGUUAGACGUUUGUUUGACUAAUUACUAUCAUUAAUUCAUACUACAUCCAGAAUAUUAGGACGGCCAGAGAAAAUCUCUGGUAUAUAGAAAACUGUGCUAGGGCAACCAGCAGCUUCCCACAAAACACAUCGUUCCCCACUAAAUUUUCAAGUUUUAGGUAGCAGUUUUGGUUACACAACGCAAGUGCUAACACAAAAAUCCUGAGAUGGCAAAUGUCGGGUACAAACUAUUAAGAAAGUUCUUGAUACAUUUUAGAUUUGAAAAACACUAAUGUACAGACACGAACAAUCUCGGGAAAUGAAAUCAGCGCAUACGAAGAAGUAGUAAUAGACAGUGGCAUACACAAUGGUGGCAUUUAUGACGAGUCUUGGUCAGGUAUACUUUGGGGAAGAAUUUAAUUUGGGCACAGUGGUCAGUACAUGUGUCUUUUACUGCAUUAUGUAGUUGUCUCUCAUAUUUUUUUAUCUGGAAGGAGGACACUUAUAUAGAGGGACUGAAGUGGGGGAAAGCAUAUAAAGUUUUCAUAUUUGUCUUUAUUUUUACAGAUCAUAAAUAUGAAGAGCCUUCGAACUAUGAACCUCUGAGAAGAAAUCCUUUACAAGAUCAGAGCGAUGAACAUAACUAUCAAAGUCUGACAACAUCACAGAAAGGAAAAUAG